Molecule: messenger RNA, 1295 nt
Organism: Arachis stenosperma
Lineage: Eukaryota; Viridiplantae; Streptophyta; Magnoliopsida; Fabales; Fabaceae
Product: probable pectate lyase 5
Exons: 4
Coding region: 84-1295 (403 amino acids)
Molecular function (GO): pectate lyase activity
Source: RefSeq, a predicted model, not a curated record
AACUUUGCCCUUUAUUUAUACUAACUAUAUAAUCUAAACUACUGACUAGCAUUCCUCAUAUUAUCAUUCCCACGUACACCAAUAUGGCAGAUUGGUUUCUUCUUAUGUUCCAGUUCUUGCUUCUUAGCCCAGCUUUAACAUCCUCUUCUCCAUUAGUUCAAGAUCCUGAAUCCGUUGUGCAGGAACUACACAAGAUCACCAAUAAUUCCAAGAGAAAUUUGGCAUACUUUUCUUGCGGCACAGGUAACCCAAUCGACGAUUGUUGGAGGUGUGACCCCAAUUGGGAAAGAAACCGGAAGCGCCUCACCGACUGCGCCAUUGGCUUCGGGAGGCGCGCAAUUGGAGGUAGGGAUGGAAAAUAUUACGUGGUCACUAAUCCUAGUGACCACGCAAUGGACCCCAAGCCGGGUACUCUAAGACAUGCUGUGAUCCAAGAACAGCCCUUAUGGAUAAUCUUCAAGCAUGACAUGUUUAUAAAACUAAAAAUGGACCUACUUGUAAAUUCUCACAAAACAAUUGAUGGCAGAGGAGCAAAUAUUCACAUUGGUAGAGGACCCUGCAUUGAAAUAAGGAAUAAGUCGAACAUCAUAAUUCAUGGCAUACAUAUCCAUGAUUGUGUGAGAGGUGGUAGUGGCUAUGUUAGGGACUCAAAUAGUCAUUUCUUUUGGAGAUCAAGAUCUGAUGGAGAUGGGGUUUUGAUAUAUGGGAGUAGUUUUGUUUGGGUGGACCAUUGCUCAUUUUCAAAUUGCUAUGAUGGGCUUAUUGAUGUUGUUCAUGGGUCAACGGGUGUUACAAUUUCAAAUAAUUAUAUGACACACCAUAAUAAAGUUAUGCUUUUAGGACAUAGUGAUUCCAAUGAAGAAGAGGACAAGAAUAUGCAAGUAACUGUGGCAUUCAACCAUUUUGGAGAAGGGCUUGGAGGAAGAAUGCCAAGGUGCAGGUUUGGGUACUUUCAUGUGGUGAAUAAUUAUUAUACCCAUUGGCAACAGUAUGCAAUAGGAGGAAGUUCCUCCCCAACUAUUUUUAGCCAAGGGAACAGAUUUGUUGCUCCUCAUGAUGUUGAUCACAAAGAGGUUACGAAACACUUUGGUUCAUCAAAAGAUGAGUGGAAGAGAUGGAAUUGGAGAUCUGAAGGGGAUUUAAUGUUGAAUGGUGCCUUCUUCACAGAAUCUGGAGAUGGAGCACCUUUCUUGUAUGAGAAGGCAUCAAGCAUGGAAGGAAGACCAGCCAUGUUAGUGACUUUAAUGACAGCAGGAGCUGGAGCACUUGCUUGCAAAAAUGGACAACUCUGCUAG